AUGAAGGAGUUACAGGAACGUGCGGAGAGGGGUGAGGAACUUUCCAUCGUGGAAAGCGAUGAGCUCGCCCAGCUCAAGAAGCAAUACCACGACUUUCUAGCUGACGGGAUGGGGCGGCUGCAGGCGGGCGGUGGGCUCGAUGACAAGGGGCAGCAACCCCAUACCGAUGACUUUGUUGCCGCAAUUGACAAUGUGCGCCAAUCGGUUGCGGUGGUAGGGAAGGCGGCAUAUUUUUGGGGCUCAUUGUUUGCCACAGUGGUGCCAGGCUACUUUGGUCGCAAAUUGGGCGUGACAACGGGUUUCCUGCAUUGGAGCUUCAUAACUGAUCGCCUCAUCCUUGGCGCUCUCCCUGUCGUCACACAAGUAGGGAGUAGUGGAAACCACUUGGCACAGUUACGUGAACAGUUGAAAUCCCGCAACCAGCAGCUGGGCCUUGUCAUUGCUUGUCUCGAAGACAUUGAGAUUCAGGGUUUUGGUGUUGAGAUUGUCCGUUUUGCUGAUGAACCUUGCUGGCAUCACCACAUGGGUUCUACAGUGGCGUACAUAUCUUUGCCGAUCGUGGACACCACGGCCGAGAUUUCUUUUGAAGAUGUGGCUAAUACCGUGAAGGAAAUGGACCUCUGUAUUUCGCAACGGCAGUGUGCUGUCUAUGUGCAUUGUAAGGCCGGAAAGGGUCGCAGUUGGAUGUUAGUUAUGUGCUACUUGACAACCUACGGGAAAAUGACGUUCGGCCAGGCUGAGACACUAAUUCGUGACAUGCGCCCGCAGAUCAAUCCAUCACCGUCGCAGCAAGCGUUUGCUUCCCAAUUUGCCUCUCGCUUCCACAUGGCACAAGAGUGA
Trypanosoma grayi is the source of this 840-nucleotide messenger RNA. Its product is annotated as dual specificity phosphatase. The transcript has a single exon. Lineage: Eukaryota; Euglenozoa; Kinetoplastea; Trypanosomatida; Trypanosomatidae. Bases 1 to 840 code for a protein of 279 amino acids. Gene Ontology annotation, molecular function: protein tyrosine/serine/threonine phosphatase activity; phosphatidylinositol-4,5-bisphosphate 5-phosphatase activity. Gene Ontology annotation, biological process: dephosphorylation. The record is from RefSeq and is a predicted model, not a curated record.